Messenger RNA from Botrytis byssoidea, 1020 nucleotides. RefSeq lists its product as uncharacterized. NCBI's taxonomy places the organism in Eukaryota, Fungi, Ascomycota, Leotiomycetes, Helotiales, Sclerotiniaceae. Bases 1 to 1020 code for a protein of 339 amino acids. Gene Ontology annotation, cellular component: mitochondrion. Gene Ontology annotation, molecular function: zinc ion binding; oxidoreductase activity. The transcript is spliced from 3 exons. The record is from RefSeq and is a predicted model, not a curated record.
AUGCGUGGAAUUCAAAUCAAAGAAUAUGUCAAAGGACCUCAAGAUCUUAAAGUCACGGAUCUACCAGAUCCAGUGCCAAAUCCCGAUCAAUACUUGAUUGAAAUUCAUGCUACCGCUACCAAUUUCUACGACCUGCUCCAAAUUCGCGGGAAAUAUCAACACCAACCUCCUCUGCCUUGGAUUUCCGGCUCAGAAUUCAGCGGCACCAUUCUCUCCACACCCUCCUCUUCCUCAUCCCCCAAAUACAAAAUUGGCGACCGCGUCUUCGGUGCCUCGCAAGGUGGCUACGCAACUCUUGUCUGCGCCCAAGAAGCUUCUCUCUACCCUGUCCCAGACUCCUGGUCUUUCUUCGAAGCAGCCGGUCUCUUCGUCACCGCUCCCACAUCCUACGGUGCUCUCGUCACACGCGCGAAUAUAAAAUCUGGAGACUAUGUUCUUAUUCACGCUGCUGCCGGUGGAGUCGGUCUUGCAGCCGUGCAGAUCGCAAAGGCAUUCGGCGCAACUGUUAUAGCUACUGCUGGCACGAAGCGAAAGUUGGAGGUAGCGCGAGAAUUUGGCGCCGAUCACGUUAUUGAUUACUGCGAUGCUUCUUGGCCCGAUCAAGUCAAGAAAUUAACACCAAAUAACAGAGGUGUAGAUAUCGUGUUCGAUCCAGUGGGUCUAAUCGACAAAUCGACAAAAUGCAUACGCUGGAAUGGACGACUCCUUGUUAUUGGAUUCGCAGCCGGCAAUAUCGAGAAAGUGGCGAUGAAUAAGGUUUUGUUAAAAAAUAUAAGUAUAGUGGGAUUACACUGGGGAGCAUAUGUGCAGAACGAACCAGAAAAGAUCCAAGAGGUAUGGGAGGGAAUUUUCAAAUUGAUCAAAGAGGGAAAAUUCAGGGGAACGGUCUUUAGGGAUAAGGAGUUUGUGGGGUUGGAAGAUGUUCCAGGAGCAUUGGAGAGUUUAGGGGGGAGGGGGACAUGGGGAAAGGUUGUUGUGAAGGUUGAGAAGAAUGGAAAAGAGGGGAGGAGCAAGAUUUAG